AACUGUCCUCGAUAACUUAAAGGAAAAUGGGUCCUUUCGAGUAAUCCACUCGUGAUUGGACGACGUCACCGGCCGAUAUAGGAUCGAUAGAUUUGCUUGUAGUACGGCUUUUGUUGUGCGUUGUGUUGACGAGUAUAUAAAAAUUUUGUGUUUGGCGCGUGUUUAAUAUUAGCUGUUCAUGCAGAAUGUGAAAAUAAACUGUCUAGGAAAUCUAAGACACAUACUGUGAGAAAUAAACUUAGAUUUGUAAUUUGUUUUACUUUUGGAGGUUAACAUACGAACGGAGUUUUAGCCUACCUUGAAUAUUUCUAUAAUUGGAAAAAAAUGCAAGACCUAGAAUUGGCAGAGUUAGAGGCCGUGAAGCUUAAAUUGAUAAAAAAGGUAGAAACCCUCCGUGACAAAUUGAAAGAGCAAGAGGAGAAUGGAGUCGGGAAGAUUUUGUCAUUGGAAAGGUUUUUAUUGGAGAUUGACGAGACAGAGACCGAUAGUCCUAAAACUUCUUGGCGAGACCAGUCUAAAUUGUGCGAGGCAUCGCGUCGCAUUUUUGGAAUAACAUUUAACGACAUAGAAAAGAAGUGGCUCAAGAAUAAUGAAUAUUUAUAUACUGCAAGGGUGAUAACAAAAGCUAUCAAAUUCUUUUUGGACCUUAAAGUCGAUUUAAAGAAUAAACCACAUUUUGAAGUGACCGAUAUUACUUGUCACUUUGUAGAGGUAAAUCGGUGCUAUAUGACAGAAAUUGGCCCCUGGGUCCAACGAUUUACUAGAAUGAAUAAUUUUCCAUUUUUAAUGUCAGCAAUUUCUGAUUAUAGCGAGCAAAAUGCUAUACGUGCUCGAAUUUUACAAAAAUGUCAAGAGAAAAAUUAUGUGUCUCUAGAAGAGAGCACAGACAUAGAGGGGGGCAUUGUAGCACACGUCCAUUCUACAAAGGAUAAAAAAAGAAUAUAUCUAAAGUUGCAUUGGUACCUGAAAUUUUUUGAUAAUACAUGGAGAAUAGAACAUUUCUUUUCUAUAGAACCAAAAGAACCUGUUGACUUUGCAGAAUCUAAUAAAGAACUAUUAAAUAGCUUCUGUCAACCUUGCCUUAGGAAAAACCAACUUGAGCAGGUUUGGAAUAAAUUAUGUGUUGAACUCGAUACUUGGGAUCAGGCUAACAGCAUCAGCCAGCAAGGAUCGGUUUAACAUUAGUCGUAAGAGUAUGUUCUUUCAUUUUUAGGAGUAUUUUAUUAUGAACUCGUCACAUUUUCUAAAUAAUAUUAUUUAAGUUUGAAUUAAACUACAGUGAAAUGGAGAAGCAUGAGUAAGCCGAACAAUGUCAGCAUCGAAUUCAUUGAGUGAUACAGUUUCUAAUUUAUUUACAAAUUUUUUAAA
Molecule: messenger RNA, 1368 nt
Organism: Orussus abietinus
Lineage: Eukaryota; Metazoa; Arthropoda; Insecta; Hymenoptera; Orussidae
Exons: 5
Coding region: 325-1179 (284 amino acids)
Source: RefSeq, a predicted model, not a curated record